Messenger RNA from Arabidopsis arenosa, 3173 nucleotides. The record is from the annotation of a GenBank genome assembly. Lineage: Eukaryota; Viridiplantae; Streptophyta; Magnoliopsida; Brassicales; Brassicaceae.
UCGUACUUUCAGAAAAGUAGUAUUUAACAUUAUUAAUGGUUUGCUAGUUCCAACCAACUGUUUCAUUAUCUUCUCCAAUCCUCCUAAUGUGGUGCCUACCAUCUGUUCGACCAAAUGUCUCUGAGAUGUUCUUCAAGUCCCCAAUGCUCAAACCCACUGCUAGAUUCUCCACCACUUCUUCUCCCUAUCUUCCUCCUUCCUUCAGCGUCGCCCCGAUGAUGGAGUGGACAGAUAAUCAUUACCGGACGCUUGCUCGUAUCAUAACAAAGCAUGCUUGGCUUUACACCGAAAUGAUUGCCGCUGAAACUCUUGUUCACCAGCAGGCCAAUUUGGACAGGUUCUUAGCAUUUUCUCCCCAACAACAUCCUAUUGUUCUCCAACUCGGUGGUAGCAAUGUGGAAAACCUUGCAAAGGCUGCUAAGCUUUCUGAUGCUUACGGAUACGACGAAAUUAAUCUCAACUGCGGGUGCCCCAGUCCUAAGGUAGCCGGCCAUGGUUGCUUUGGUGUUAGCCUCAUGCUCAAACCCAAGCUUGUUGGAGAGGCAAUGUCUGCCAUUGCUGCCAAUACCAACGUCCCUGUUACUGUGAAAUGUCGAAUUGGUGUAGACGAUCAUGAUUCGUAUGAUGAGCUCUGUGACUUUAUCUACAAGGUUUCUACUCUAUCACCUACCAGGCAUUUCAUUGUACAUUCACGCAAGGCACUUCUCGGUGGGAUAAGCCCUGCUGAUAACCGGAGAAUUCCUCCUCUAAAGUAUGAGUAUUUCUAUGCCCUCGUGCGUGACUUCCCGGAUUUGAGAUUCACUAUUAAUGGAGGCAUUACUUCUGUUUCGAAGGUAAACGCUGCACUGAAGGAAGGAGCUCAUGGAGUCAUGGUAGGACGUGCUGCAUACAACAACCCAUGGCAGACGCUAGGACAUGUUGACACUGCAGUUUAUGGUGUACCAAGCAGUGGCCUUACACGCCGACAGGUUCUUGAGCAAUAUCAAGUAUAUGGAGACUCUGUGUUAGGAACACAUGGAAACGGGAGGCCUAAUGUGAGGGAUUUAGUGAAGCCUCUGCUAAACCUUUUCCAUUCAGAAAAUGGAAAUAGCUUGUGGAAGCGGAGAGCAGACGCAGCUUUCAAGGAGUGCAGGAGUGUGGGAUCGUUGCUGGAAGAAAGCUUGAGGGCGAUCCCGGACUGUGUCUUAGAUUCACCCAUAUCUGGGAGUCCAGAGAGUGGAGAAGAAGAUGUGUUUGCAGAUGUGCACAAUGUAUUGCCCCCACCCUACGAAGCAGCUGGAGAAGGAAUCAUCAUAUCAAAACAAACAAUCAUGGCGGAGAAGCUCAGUGAUGGCAGCAGCGUCGUCUCAGUCAAUCCUAAACCCUCCAAGGGUUUCUCCUCUAAGCUUGUUGAUCUUCUGGAGAGACUUGUUGUCAAGCUCAUGCACGAUGCUUCUCUCCCUCUCCACUACCUCUCCGGCAACUUCGCUCCCAUCCGUGAAGAAACUCCUCCCGUCAAGGAUCUCCCCGUCCAUGGAUUUCUUCCCGAAUGCUUGAAUGGUGAAUUUGUGAGGGUUGGUCCAAAUCCCAAGUUUGAUGGAGAUGGGAUGAUACAUGGGGUGCGCAUCAAAGAUGGGAAAGCUACUUAUGUUUCUCGAUUUGUUAAGACAUCACGUCUUAAGCAGGAAGAGUUUUUCGGAGCUGCCAAAUUCAUGAAGAUUGGGGACCUUAAAGGGUUUUUCGGAUUGCUUAUGGUCAAUGUGCAACUGCUGAGAACGAAACUCAAAAUAUUGGACAACACUUAUGGAAAUGGAACUGCUAAUACAGCACUCAUAUAUCACCAUGGAAAACUUCUAGCAUUACAGGAGGCAGAUAAGCCGUAUGUCAUCAAAGUUUUGGAAGAUGGAGACCUGCAAACUCUUGGCAUGAUAGAUUAUGACAAGAGAUUGACCCACUCCUUCACUGCUCACCCUAAAGUUGACCCGGUUACGGGUGAAAUGUUUACAUUCGGCUAUUCACAUACGCCACCUUAUCUCACAUACAGAGUGAUCUCGAAAGAUGGCAUUAUGCAUGACCCAGUCCCAAUUACUAUAUCAGAGCCUAUCAUGAUGCAUGAUUUUGCUAUUACUGAGACUUAUGCAAUCUUCAUGGAUCUUCCUAUGCACUUCAGGCCAAAGGAAAUGGUGAAAGAGAAGAAAAUGAUAUACUCAUUUGAUCCCACAAAAAAGGCUCGUUUCGGUGUUCUUCCACGCUAUGCCAAGAAUGAACUCAUGAUUAGAUGGUUUGAGCUUCCCAACUGCUUUAUUUUCCACAAUGCCAAUGCUUGGGAAGAAGAGGAUGAAGUCGUCCUCAUCACUUGUCGUCUUGAGAAUCCAGAUCUUGACAUGGUCAGUGGGAAAGUGAAAGAAAAACUCGAAAAUUUUGGCAACGAACUGUACGAAAUGAGAUUCAACAUGAAAACGGGCUCAGCUUCUCAAAAAAAACUAUCGGCAUCUGCGGUUGAUUUCCCCAGAAUCAACGAGGGCUACACCGGAAAGAAACAGAGAUAUGUAUAUGGAACAAUUCUGGACAGUAUCGCAAAGGUUACCGGAAUUAUCAAGUUUGAUCUGCAUGCAGAAGCUGAGACAGGGAAAAGAAUGCUGGAAGUAGGAGGCAAUAUCAAAGGAAUAUAUGACCUGGGACAAGGCAGAUAUGGUUCAGAGGCUAUUUAUGUCCCGCGUGAGGCAGCAGAAGAAGACGACGGUUACUUGAUAUUCUUUGUUCAUGAUGAAAACACAGGGAAAUCAUGCGUGCAUGUGAUAGACGCAAAAACAAUGUCAGCUGAACCUGUGGCAGUGGUGGAGCUGCCGCACAGGGUCCCAUAUGGCUUCCAUGCCUUGUUUGUUACAGAGGAACAACUCCAGGAACAAACUCUUAUAUAAGCCAAGCUGUGUGCAUACACAUGAUACUUCAGAGUCAGAGAUGUGGAAGUAAGGGCAAAACCGGGAAACUGUGUUAUACUGAUAUUUACUAUUACACAGAUAGUAUGGCAUUAUGUAUUCAUUCUACUGCCUCGUUUCUCUUUACAUAUAAUUACAUUUCAUCCUCCAAUAUCAACAAGGUUUCUACUAUCCUUGGCCCUUUGUUCUUUACAAUCUCUAGAUGAAUUGCAGCAUCAUCCACUCUUCAUGUUUAAUUAAAUGAGUAGGAUCUAU